CUGCGGUGUCUGCGCCGGUUGCCGGGCCCCUGAAGAGCAGAGGGUAGAUGGGGCCCGGGGUCUCGAGGAACGUGGGUCUAGGUUGUCCCAAGAGCCUUGGACAGGAUCCUGGCUGUUAGAAUUGUGCUCUGCCGCUUGACUUGGAGGUGGCUAGGCUAGACCAAGCAGCGCAGCAGGAGGCGGGAGCGUUGUCCCGCCAGCAGUGUGACAGCUCGGGUCGCAGGUCCCCACCCGGGAGACACGUGUUCCGGCCCUCAGGUGCAGGGCCGGGAGGAGUUGGUCUCUCAUCCCCUCGCGGCGUCUUCCUCAUCCCUCCAGUAGGAAGUCGGUUUACACGUUUUGGGAAGCCUCAAGGAUGACUGUACCAUGUUUAAGUAUUAUCUCCUACCCUACUCCGCUCAUUAUUGGGAAGGAAAUAGAAAUAUCCCCGAAGGUCACAGUACUAGUGACAGCUACACCGGGCAGCUCGCGGCGGAGCAGUGAUGCUCAGGAACAGCCCCGUAAAGGGACUCCACAGACCACAAAUCCGCAGUGCUCAGCGAGUCUCGGCAGAUGGCUUGAUGGGCGGAUAGGUGCUGCCAGAUUGGUUGGGAGUAAUGAUGGAAUGUCAACUACCUUCAGGUCCCUUGUGGAUCAAAAACACCUGAAGCCAGAUAUGAAGACCCUCACAGUCCCUGAGUUGCCAGAGUGCUUGUUGUGAGAACCCCGUGCAUCCUCUCCAGGCCCAGGAAGCUGUGGGGCUCUGGGUUUGCAGAGAGCCGAAAUGACCAUGACUGCCAACAAGAAUUCCAGCAUCACCCAUGGAGCCGGAAGCACUAAGGCCCCUCGGGGGACUCUGAGCAGGUCUCAGUCAGUCUCUCCACCUCCAGUUCUCUCCCCACCGCGGAGUCCCAUCUACCCCCUCAGCGAUAGUGAAACCUCAGCCUGCAGGUACCCCAGCCACGUCAGCUCCAGGGUGCUCAUCAAGGACUGGCACCCCCACGAUCCUUCACCCCAAAGUCCUCAGGAUCCCUCCCCAGACACGUCACCACCCAGCUAUCCCCUCAAGGCCACCAGCUUCGGUUACUUGGACAGAAGCCCUUCGGUGUGCAAGAGAGAAGACCGAAAGGGGAGUGUGCAAGGCGCAGCCCAGGAUGUAGAGGGAGUAGCUGCUUGCCUCCCCCUUGCCCAGAGCACUCCAUUCCUAGGGCCUGGCCCACGGAGCGUCUUGCUGACCCGCACUGGCCCCCGUGCCCACAACCUGGGCAUCCGGGAGAAGAUAUCAGCAUGGGAAGGUCGCCGCGAGGCCUCUCCCAGGAUGAGCAUGUGUGGGGAGAAGCGGGAGGGCUCUGGCGGCGAGUGGGCGGUCAGUGAGGGCUGCCCCAGCGUGGUGCCGUCCCCCUGCAGCUCAGAGAAGACUUUUGACUUCAAGGGCCUCCGGAGGAUGAGCAGGACCUUCUCCGAGUGCUCCUACCCUGAGACCGAGGAGGAGGGAGAGGCCCUCCCUGUCCGGGACUCUUCCUACCGGCUGGAGAAGCGGCCAGGCCGGAGCGAGCCCAGUGCCUUCCUCAGGGGGCAUGGCAGCAGGAAAGAGAGCUCAGCAGUGCUGAGCCAGAUCCAGAAAAUUGAGCAGGCUCUGAAGGAGCAGCCGGGCCGGGGACUCCCCCAGCUGCCCAGCAGCUGCUACAGUGUAGACCGAGGGAAAAGGAAGACUGGAACCUUGGGCGCCCUGGGAGAGCAUACAGGGAGCGGGAGUGGGAGCACCGGCAGCCGGGCAGUAGGAGUGGCAGGAGCUGGGGGGGAGGCAGGCCCACCCCUAGAAAGGGAAGGCAGUGGUUCCGCCAAGCCAGGGACCCCUGGAAAUAGCCCUGGCUCCCAGCUGCUGCCGCCGUCGAAGAGCUCCCCUGAUCCCGCUGUGAACCCUGUCCCCAAACCCAAGCGCACCUUUGAAUAUGAGGCUGACAAGAACCCCAAGAGUAAGCCAAGCAAUGGUCUACCUCCUUCGCCCACACCUGCUGCUCCACCCCCUUUGCCCUCCACCCCAGCCCCUCCAGUCACCCGGAGACCUAAGAAGGACAUGCGCGGUCACCGCAAGUCCCAGAGCAGAAAAUCCUUUGAGUUUGAGGAUGCAUCCAGUCUCCAGUCCCUGUACCCCUCUUCUCCCACUGAGAAUGGUACUGAGAGCCAACCCAAGUUUGGAUCCAAAAGCACUUUAGAAGAAAAUGCCUAUGAAGACAUUGUGGGAGAUCUGCCCAAGGAGAAUCCGUAUGAGGAUGUGGACUUAAAGAGCCGAAGAGCCCGAAAAUCCCAGCAGCUGUCUGAGAACUCGCUGGACUCUUUGCACAGGAUGUGGAGUCCUCAGGACAGGAAGUACAAUCCACCCACACAGCUCUCCCUGAAACCCAGCAGCCAGUCCCUGCGCAGUGGGAACUGGUCAGAAAGGAAGAGCCACCGGCUGCCACGAUUACCCAAGAGACACAGCCAUGACGACAUGCUGCUGCUGGCUCAGCUGAGCCUGCCGUCUUCACCCUCCAGCUUCAAUGAGGACAGCCUCAGCACCACCAGCGAGCUACUGUCCAGCCGCCGCGCCCGCCGCAUUCCCAAGCUUGUUCAGAGAAUUAACUCCAUCUACAGUGCCAAGAGGGGAAAGAAGAGGUUAAAAAAGCUCUCUAUGUCCAGCAUUGAGACAGCGUCGCUGAGAGAUGAGAAUAGCGAGAGCGAGAGCGACUCUGACGACAGGUUCAAAGCCCACACGCAGCGCCUGGUCCACAUCCAGUCGAUGCUGAAACGCGCGCCCAGCUAUCGGACCCUGGAGCUGGAACUGCUUGAGUGGCAGGAACGGGAGCUCUUUGAGUACUUUGUGGUGGUGUCCCUCAGGAAGAAGCCAUCGCGAAACACCUACCUCCCGGAGGUCUCCUACCAGUUUCCCAAGCUGGACCGACCCACCAAGCAGAUGCGGGAGGCAGAGGAAAGGCUCAAAGCCAUUCCCCAGUUUUGCUUCCCAGAUGCCAAGGAUUGGCUGCCUGUGUCCGAGUACAGCAGUGAGACCUUUUCUUUCGUGCUAACCGGAGAAGACGGCAGCAGACGCUUUGGCUACUGCAGGCGCUUACUGCCAAGUGGGAAAGGGCCUCGGUUGCCAGAGGUGUACUGUGUCAUCAGCCGCCUUGGCUGCUUCGGCUUGUUUUCCAAGGUGCUGGAUGAGGUGGAGCGCCGGCGUGGGAUCUCCGCUGCCUUGGUCUAUCCCUUCAUGAGAAGUCUCAUGGAGUCGCCCUUCCCAGCUCCAGGCAAGACCAUCAAAGUGAAGACAUUCCUGCCAGGGGCUGGCAAUGAGGUGUUAGAGCUGCGGCGGCCCAUGGACUCCCGGCUGGAGCAUGUGGACUUUGAGUGCCUUUUUACCUGCCUCAGCGUGCGCCAGCUCAUCCGAAUCUUUGCCUCACUGCUGCUGGAGCGACGGGUCAUUUUUGUGGCAGAUAAGCUCAGUACCCUGUCCAGCUGUUCCCAUGCUGUGGUGGCCUUGCUCUACCCCUUCUCCUGGCAGCAUACCUUCAUUCCUGUUCUCCCGGCCUCCAUGAUUGACAUCGUGUGCUGUCCCACCCCCUUCCUGGUUGGCCUGCUCUCCAGCUCCCUGCCCAAACUGAAGGAGCUACCUGUGGAGGAGGCACUGAUGGUGAAUCUGGGAUCAGACCGAUUCAUCCGACAGAUGGAUGAUGAGGACACAUUGUUACCUAGGAAGUUACAGGCGGCUCUGGAGCAGGCUCUAGAGAGGAAGAACGAACUAAUCUCCCAGGACUCGGACAGCGACUCUGACGAUGAAUGUAAUACCCUCAAUGGGCUGGUGUCGGAGGUGUUCAUCCGGUUCUUUGUGGAGACCGUCGGGCACUACUCCCUCUUUCUGACACAGAGUGAGAAGGGGGAGCGGGCCUUUCAGCGCGAGGCCUUCCGCAAGUCUGUGGCCUCCAAGAGCAUCCGGCGUUUUCUUGAGGUUUUUAUGGAGUCGCAGAUGUUUGCUGGCUUCAUCCAAGACAGGGAGCUGAGGAAGUGCCGUGCAAAGGGCCUCUUUGAGCAGCGAGUGGAGCAGUAUUUGGAGGAACUCCCAGACACUGAGCAGAGUGGGAUGAAUAAGUUUCUCCGAGGUUUGGGCAACAAAAUGAAGUUCCUCCACAAGAAGAAUUAAACUCCUGUCCCAGUAGCAGAGUCCAGUGCCUUGCAGAACCUGCAGCCUGAGGAGAGGGCCCAGCCCAGGACCCUUGGGGCUGCUUGUGGCUACUCUGUCCCCACAGACCCCAUCCUUCAAGCCAGCCCACCUCUGCCUCCACGAUAUCCCAGGAUACUGUUUGUAAAUAAUCUGCUGUAAGCUUUCUUAACUGUUUUGUAACAAGCAAAAAGAAUCUGGUAAAUAUUUGUUUAUUCCCAAGGGGCCGGGUGCUUUCCUGCCCGGCCUGAGCAUGGAUGAAGUGUCACUGGGUGCUGGUGACUGGCCAAUUAUGUGCAGCUGACUGUCUCGGCCAAACCACUGAUCUUUCCUGGAGGCUUUGGCCUGCCUGCCUGUGGCCCCCGCUGCCAGUCUCGGGUCCUGGAGAGCAGGCGCUGUCUUGUGAUGCACAGGAAGACAAUUUUUUUUUUUGUCUUAGAUUUUCUAUUUUUUCCCUAGGAGCCCCCCUCUCCUAACCCUCAGUUUUGAAAGGCAGAAGCCAGUCAGUCUCCAUUUGCAGCAUAGUGCCGAGGCUCUUGGGCCCUUCUGUUCCUCCACCUUCUGAGAUGGUCAGUGAGUCAUGGGAAGCCCACCCUCCAGCUCUGCCAGUGCUCUCUGGGCCCAGCUCUGGGUCAGUGGUGGCCAUGAUGCGGUACAGGGCAUCCCUCCUUCCCACCUUCUACGGGUGUUCUCAAUAAACAGUGUACAGUUGUUUGGGCCCAGAGUUCCACAUGUCCUUUGGCCUCAUUUUCUUGAGUUCUCUCUCCAGGGAAUGGGCUGAGAAAGGCAUAUCAGGUAUGAAGCCCCAUCAUGCAGGGAACUAAGUACUUGAUUAAGGGUGUUUGCUUCUGUAUGGGUCACUGAUCUCCCCUGAAUUGAGUUCUCUGGACUGAUCUGUAUGACUGGUAUUCGCUGUCCUAGUUCAGCUCCCUCUCCAACAGCCAGCUAUUAAGACUCUAACGUAUUUCUACUGAUGGGAAAAAAUGUUCUUUUCCCUCUAACUCCCCCAUCAUUAGGUGAAUCUGAACAUUUUCCUACCCCGUCUGGAGCCUUUAAGACAUCGUUGGGUAUCCUGACUCUGGUGUAGUGAAGCCCAGCUAUUGCCAACCCCAGGACUUGGUCAGAGCCCUCACCCCACUGCCUGUGACUCUUUGAUGUCACUCUAUGGGUAGCAUUUUUCAUUGGCACUCUAGGUUUGCAUACAGAAAGUUCUUCCACAUUUCAUGGAAGAAAGCAGCAGGGUGGAGAAUAACGGUUGUAAGGUCUUAGGUAGAACAGAGACCUUGAAAAAACUCCCAAAGGUAAGGCAUUAAGCUGGGGCUCUCUUCACUGACAAUGGGUCAGGUAAGAUUUCAACUGUGGAAUCACGUUUGCCUAUGCUUCCACCCUAGCCCGUUUAAAUGGCAGAUAAUUUCAUCCUGAGUUUACUUCUUUUCCCCAUCCCCACUGAAGCCAGUGCCAUCCUCAAACUCCCUGAUAAAGCAGUCUGGUUUCUGGGAAGAUGAAGUCAUCUCUGAAAAAGCCUCCUACACUUUGGGUAUUUGCUAGGAAUAGGAGGGCAGGGAUUUUGAGGCCUUAUGAAUGUGGGUUUGUUUCUUGUGUUUUUUAAUUUAUUUGAAAGGCAGAGAGUUAGAGAAAGGUCUUCCAUCCACUGGUUCACUUCCCAAAUAGCCACAGUGGCCGGAGCUGGGCCAAUCUGAAGCCAGGACCCUGGAGCUUAUUCUGGGUCUCCCACAUGUGCGCAGGGGCCCAAGCACUUCUGCUGCUUUCUCAGGCCAUAGCAGAGAGCUGGAUUGGAAGUGGAGCAGCUGGGACCUGAACCCACGUUCAAAUGGAAUGCUGGCAGUGUACGCGCCGGCCCCUGAAUGUGGCUUUUUAGUUGGGGUAGAGAGAAGACAGAUUGUAACCAGAAAAUUCAGAAUUUAGUGUAGUUAUCUCCAAAAUUCAUACCUGUUUACUCAUCCUUGGGCUUCAUGGUAAGUUCUAAAAGUAGGCUUUAAAAAAAGAUUUGUUUGAAAGGCAUUGUGAGAGACACAUACACAGAGAGAGAGAUGUUCCAUCUGCUAGUUCACUCAUUAAAUGGCUUCAAAGCCAGGUCUGGACCAGGCCAAAGUCAGGAGCCCAGAACUCCCAUCCAGGUCUCCCACAUGUGUGGAAGGGGCUGAAGCACUUGGGCCAUCUUCUGCUGCCUUCCCAGGCACAUUAGAAGGAAGCUGGAACAGAAGUAGAGCAGCCAGGAAUUAAGGUGGCAUAAUCCACUGUGCAACGCCUGUCCCUAAAGCGGACUAAAUAAUGAACAGUUCCUAAAAGGUGCUUUCACUCUCUCUCCCCAUGUCUCCCUCACCUUUUAAUGUGGCUCAAAAAAACUCUCAGACACACUGUCAGAUCACAGGGUAUACAGGUGUAAAUUCCUCUUUUGGUGAACUUUGAAACCUUUCUCUUUAAAAUAUGAGGGUGCUUAAAAAGUGGAAUUAAAAGAGUUUGUUUUGGCACAAAAGAUCGAUUAAGUCCAUGCCUAAUCAUCUUUUAUGAGGACCCUGUGCUACUACUUUUCAGAAUUGGCAAGUUUCUGAUAAGCUUUAAAAACUUUUUGGUCCAUUUGUAUUGCCUUUUAAUAUGAUGAAUAUAAAUUUGGUUAAACAAGAAACUCAAACUACGCCAAAACAUAUUUCAUCUCCCUCAGCUCCCAAAACUAAGAGGAAAUCCCAUUUGUCUUAGGUUCUCCCACAACACUUAAUGCGUGUACAGGCGUUUUCUUUUUCGCCUAAGGUGCCCUGGCACAUAAUUCACACCUUCUUUUUAAAGAUUUUGGCAGAGAGAGAGAGAGAGAGAGAGAGAGAGAGAGAGAGAGAGAGAGAGAGAGAGGCCUUCCAUCCGAUGGUUCACUCCCCAGAUGGCCUCAAUGGCCAGAGCUGAGCCCAUCUGAAGUCAGGAGCCAGGAGCUUCUUCUGCGUCUCCCACGUGGGUGCAGGGGCCCAAAUAGUUCGCCAUCUUCCACUGCUUUCCCAGGCCACAACCCAGAGCUGGAUCCCAAGAGGAACAGCCGGAACACGAACCGGCGCCCAUACGGGAUUCCGGCGCGGCAGACGGAGACUUGGCCCACUACGCCACUCCGCCGGCCCCCAAAAUUGACACUCUUACCACGCCACCGCACCUAAGCCCACCUUGAAGCGGUUGGAAGUGCACUGCCACUCAAACCGCCCGCUCUGUCUGGGACAGCCAGCCCCGCCCUCUUCCGCGAGGGCCAGCCCCGCCCGCUCUUCCCCGGAAGUGGCCGAGCGGGAGGCUGACGAUGACGUCGGUCGUGCUUCCGGUCGGGGAGGAGGUCAAAAUGCCCCGGAACCAGAGCCACACACCCCGGAAGUGGUUCUCACGGGCCGAGGCGGGGCAAUACCCGCGCCCUGGUGGGUCUGGUUCCUGUACUGCUGAAGUGUCGUGUCGCAGACCAGUCGAGUCCUAGCCGUCUGCGGCCCCAGAAGACUCCUGUUGUAACGUGAGCAGACGGGGCAUCCGCAAGCGGACGCUUUCCACGCGUUUCCGUCCCAGGAGGCGGCUGCUCUGACAUCCACUUAAAAGUGACGUAGCCAAGGACAGGUUCGCGAAUUAUGCGGCCGACAUUUCCCGUAAACCGAGUUGUUUGUGCCCUCAAAUCUGGAGAAAAAACUUUCUCAAGACUAUUGAGCGCUUUCAUCCCUAGCUACUAGCAACGGCAAGGGCUGGGAUGGGGUUGGGGGCGGCGCAAAGCCCGGAGCUGGAAUCCGAACUAGUUGGGCCUUCACCGCUGCCUCUCAGGCAUGCACUAGCAGAAAGCUGUGGAGUAUGGGACCAGGCUAAACGCCAGCCACUGAGAUACAAAGAACGCGCACACUAGGCUAGAAGGUACAUAAUUUGUAAUUCAAACACAAUUGGGCUUCGGGCCAGACAUCGUGGCGCAAGCAGGUAAAGCCCUGGCCUGUGACACCUGCAUCCCAUAUGGACGCGUUAAUGCGUCUGUGAAAGUGGAAGAGGCCCAAGUCCCUGGGCCCCACGUGGGAGAUGUUCCUGGCUCCUGGCUUCAGUGUGGCCUACCCCAGAUAGUUGUGGCCAUUUGGGGAGUGAAUCGGCCGGUGGAACGUUAGUCUGUCCUCUGUAACUAGGUCUACCCAGCACGCUAAGCUGUAGCAGGUGAGGAACCUGUACUUGUGGGACACCGAAUUGAAGGGCCUAAUGCUUAGCCUGCAGGACUUCAUCAACCCUGUGCAUGCCACAGGGCAGGCUAGUGUCAUGAAAAUAUUAGUGAAUGAGUUCAUAGAGGUUACUAUUUUCUAAGCAGAAGCAGUGGUGCCUUCCAGUAAACGGACACACAAAAUCAGUGUUAAGGUUUGCUUCUAGUCCCAUAAAUACAAGUGGCAUUCUAGGUCUGCUACACACUUAGGUUCCUAUCGAGGAACGAGGAGCAAAACUGAGCAUUAGUGUUAAGAUGCUGAUGCCCUUCCCAGUUAAGGCAACAGGACGAAUUUUGAUUUUUCUGCCAGGCACCAUCUACACCCUCCACACAGGAUCCAGCAUAUCCCACUCCAUGUCCUAUUUACAGCUGUGCUCCUAAGGGAAGCCGACCAGCAGUGAAUUCCUGGUGAAUUUGUUAGCCAGCGAGAUCUGCAAUCACCUGUACCAAAGCUUCACUCUUCAUGUCUAAACACAGGACCAACUGCCGUCCAAUCCACCCAGCUACUGAGCUCCGUCCACUAAGCCUUCUGAACCCUACCCUUUUCCAUGCUCAAAUCUUAUUUUCUAGGUCUCCUAACUAGCCUCCCACUGAGCUUUUUCUGACAGAACUUCCUGUUUACCUCAUCCUUGCAAAUCCAUUCCCCACAACCCAUCUUAUGUUCAUUCUGCUUGGACUCAUUAAGAUCACAUGAAGUUACUGACUUCUCACACCGUUGAGAUUUUUUAAAAACAAAACAAAAAGAUUUGAAAGGCAGAGGUCUUCCAUCUGCUGGUCCACUCCCCAAAUGGCCUCAAUGGCUGGAGCUGGGCUGAUCUGAAGCCAGAAGCCAGGAGCUUAUUCUGUCUCAUGUAGGUGAGGGACCCAGGCACUUGGGCCAUCUUCCACUGCUUUUCCAGGCCGUAACAGAGCUGGAUUGGAAGUAGAGCAGCUAGCACUCAAACCAGUGCCAUAUGGGAUGCCAGCACUGCAGGCAGCAGAUUAACCCACUAAACCACAAGGCCAUCUCCUGAGAUAUUUUUACUUAGUCCCACAUUUUAAACAUGAGGAAACUUGAGUAGGCCUUAAGUCAAAUAGCUGAUGACCAAAAACCAAAUACAACCAUCUGUUAGACCCAUUGGUUGCUCUGUAAGUCCUCUGAAACAUUUAAGAGUCCGUUAUCACUAGCCUAAUGGCAGACAGAAUCUCAAACAACCCGGUUUCAAGAUCAUUCAAGCUUUCUGACUCUUUGUAAUUGUUGCCCAUUUUUUUCAAGCCAAUGCAAUUCAGUUCUUUUCUGUUUCUUUGGAUCUGAACCCAACAGACUUUAGGGGUUGACAGUCUUGUCCCAUAAUCAUGGCUUCCAGUCCAUGUAUGUAAUAUAUAAGCCCUCUAAGGAAAGAACUCACCAACACCUAGCAGUAUUAAAUUACAUCUUAAUUACUUGCCCAGUGUUUUAAACUACAAGUCUUAUUCAGGCCAAAGAAAAAACACAAACUCAGGAAGAACUGUUAAAACCACAAAUUAUAAUUCAUGUUGAAAUUCCAUGCACUGGUCAGACGUCACCAUGGUCUUUAAUACAGCGGAUAGUAAACCUAAGAAAACCAGAUUCCCAAAGACAAGGAUUUCCCAGUUUUCUGAGAUAGGACUAUCUUCUGAAAUCCAAGCCACUUUGACAUAAAAAGCCCUGGAGCUGGUGCUUGGCUCAGGGGGUACUAUAUGCUCAUCUAUAUUGGGUUGAAGUCCUGAUUCCAGCUUCCUGCUAAUGCUCACCCUUGGAGGCAACAGGUAACUAUGGCUCAAGUAGCAGGAUCUUACCAACCACAUAAAAGAAACCCAAAUUAACUUCCCAAUGCCUGAAUUUGGCUCGGGCCUGGCCACUACAGACACUUGAGGAGCAGUCUUAAGUGGGGCUGGUGCUGUGGCAUAGUGGGCUAAGCCUCCAUCUGCAGCACUGGCUGCUGCUCUUCAGAUCCAGCUCUCUGCUGUGGCUUGGGAAAGCAGCAGAGUAUGGCCCAAGUGCUCGGGCCCCUGCACCUGCAUGGGGAACCUGGAAGAGGCCUUGGUUGUGGAUCAGCCCAGCUCUUGUGGCUAUUUGCGAGUGAGUAAGUGGAUGGAAGACCUUUCUCUCUCCCUGUC
Messenger RNA from Oryctolagus cuniculus (rabbit), 10493 nucleotides. The record is from RefSeq and is a predicted model, not a curated record. NCBI's taxonomy places the organism in Eukaryota, Metazoa, Chordata, Mammalia, Lagomorpha, Leporidae.